AUGUCUCAAUCGUGGGCAUUUCAGACUUUAGUUUCACCCUGUUCUGUCGCGGCCGCGUGGUCGGAUGCCGCAGAAUUUAAUAAACCAUCCUCGGCCCAACUGAUCCCCGACACUAGAGGCUCAGUUAUCGCUUCGCACAGUAACUACCCCAACUUCACCGACUAUUCCAUUCACUACAAUUCCAAUAGCUACAACACCUACGACAACUACGACCACCAGGGAUACAGUCUACUCGGAUAUCAAAUGACUAUCAGCGAUUUAGAAGCCCAAGCGGCCCUAGCUAUGGACUUUUUACCAUCACUGGAAGGCCCACUUGUCGGUCAAAAAAAAAGCAGUCAUGUCAUUACUGAAGAGUAUGCAAAGGCUGAUCCAGUAUACGUUGCAAAAACCGCCGUUCUCCCACAGAUGUACUCUCAUUACCGUCCGAUACUUGGUGACGGCAAUUGUGGAUGGCGAGCCCUCGGAUUUGCCUACUUUGAGACACUCUUACGAUUGCAAAAUAAAGCUCGUCUUGAAGCUGAGAUAGCUCGAAUGAGCUCGCUAAAUAACUUACUCAUAACUUCGGGAGGUUUUGAAAGCUGGCUAUUUGAGGAUAUGGCAAUGGAGACCACCAAUUUGCUGAGGGAUCUUGCAGAUUACGUUGAACUCGAUAUGCGAAAGGCACAGAAUAUCUUAUUGGAACGUUUCAACAACAACGAGGUUUCUAAUUCUAUUAUAUAUCACUUUCGACUAUUAACCAGUUCUUGGCUCAAAGCUAACCCGGCCAUGUAUGAGGGCUUUAUCCUAGAUGGGAACGGUGUCGAUGCUUAUCGGAAGAAUUAUAUUGAACCUGUAAAUUUGGAGAUCGAGCAUUUAAUUAUGUGUCUCCUUAUCGAUGUUCUCCUGAAGCCGAUCGGUAUUGCGGUCGAGAUCGUGUAUCUUGAUCGAACUCCCGGCACCCAAGCUAACACUCAUUUGUUCCAACCGGAAGACCCUGCGGGCGUCCCUACCAACCCUGAAGGUCCUGUCAUUCAUCUCCUAUUUCGGCCGAGUCAUUACGAUAUUCUUUAUCGUGAACAAUCAGUGCCAUCAGCUCUUCUUACUACUCCAACACAUGUUACCGAUAUACAAGCAAAUCGUGCUUUUACUCAACAGCAUGUGGCCCAAAACGUUAUAUCUAGUCCAAUCGAGGAUACUUCAUUAGACACUUCGCUUCUCUCUUGCUUACCAGGAUUUUCAAUGCCGUCUGAGCUCCAGUGUCGUCACUUAAAUACAUACCCUAGUCCACCCGAACGUACAUACAACAAUGUACCAGUUGGUAUUUCCCCACUAUCUCCGGAUCCCUCAACACAGCAGUUUUCUGUUGAAUUUCCUUCCUAUCCGAUGCAACUACCAUUAACGACGCCUCCAACUCUUCAUUCGCCUAUUACGACACCUCUACCACCACAAGUACCCCUUAGCGCAGAUAACUCUUCUUCCUACACCUCACCAACUUUUCCAUUCUCCCCAAAAUUACCAUCACGGAGCUCUAUGUCUAGCUUUCGUCCUAGUAAGUAUGAAUGGGCCGCCGCCUGUGAUCGGAAAGAAGGUGGGCAUGUCGCGUUCCAAUCUCCAACAUUUAAAAAUAGUCAUUACAACGCUGCACACUAUAAUAAUGUCAAUUUUCAACCUGAACAAUGGGUACCCGACGCAGAUGAAGCCUCUACAGUGUGGAGGAGAAGCUGUACCUAA
Messenger RNA from Blumeria graminis f. sp. triticale, 1710 nucleotides. Lineage: Eukaryota; Fungi; Ascomycota; Leotiomycetes; Helotiales; Erysiphaceae. The record is from the annotation of a GenBank genome assembly.